This is a messenger RNA of Engraulis encrasicolus (European anchovy), 1078 nucleotides long. RefSeq names its product heat shock protein 30-like. The coding region runs from base 293 to 907 and encodes 204 amino acids. The record is from RefSeq and is a predicted model, not a curated record. Gene Ontology annotation, cellular component: cytoplasm; nucleus. NCBI's taxonomy places the organism in Eukaryota, Metazoa, Chordata, Actinopteri, Clupeiformes, Engraulidae. Gene Ontology annotation, biological process: response to heat; protein refolding. The transcript has a single exon.
UCAGCCUGAUAUAGUUUACUUGCCGGUGUAUCCUCUGUGUGAAGCAAUGCAAAGAAUUUGUUUUGCUCACCUCACCUACAUUUAGAACUACUAGGGUGUGACGUCAUCACAUGCUCCAGGGUGACACAUAGUGGUAAAUGGUGGCAUUGACUGGAACAUUCAGGAGCUUCCUGGAACUUCAGGAGGCUGUACGUAUAUAAAGCUGAGAGCUCACUGUGCUGAAGCAGAACACAGCAGCCAAGGCUACACUAAGAGAAGUAACCACAGCAACAACUACCAACUCUCCCUGAAGAUGUUGAGCCUGCAUGGAUUCCAGCCCUCCCUCACUCCUUUUGGGGACUUCUGCUGGCCCGUGCGCAGUCUCUGGCCACAGGUCCGACCCCUGGACAUCCACAGACAUCUCAUGCUGAGGAACAUGGAGGAGAUGAGGAGCAGUUUGGAACUCCUUCAGAAUCUUCAGACUCAGAUAUUCCAAGAAGCCGACCAAAUCUCUACCUCAGAGGACAAUAAUUUAAUUCAGUGUCAACUAGAGAAGAAAGGAGAUGGUUUCGCUCUGACGCUGGACACCAAAGACUUUUCUCCUGAAGAGCUGUCAGUCAAGCAGGUGGGCAACAAGCUGCAAGUGAGCGGCAAGUCUGAGAAGAGACAGGAAGAUGGAAAAGGCUCCUACUCGUACAGGGUCAAGGCCUUCAGGAGGGAGAUUGAUCUGCCAGAGGGGGUGAAUCCUGAGGCUGUCACCUGCUCUUUAGCUGAGGGGAAGCUUCACAUUCAAGCACCUGGACAUCAGACACCUGCCAUCUCUGAGAGGGUUGUGCCCGUCAACUGCCAGACAGCAGAAUCCACAGAACAGUCUGAGGAGAUGACAAAAGGGGACAAUGCCACAGAUGCAGAUGGGAUUCAGCAGUGAGGGCGUUGCUGAAAAAGACCUGUCACUUCCCUUUACGUCACAAAGCUGGACUUUGAAAAAAUAGCCUAUGUAUUUGUUCUUAUGGUUCUUCAAGGCCAACUAUGAUUCUUUUUAUAUGAAAUGAUUUUGAUAUGAUAACUUUGUAAUGAGAAAUAAAGAUGUGAUUGAAAC